CACACAGAUACAUACAUACACACACAAAUACCUUUGCAUACAUACACACACAGAUGCAUACAUAAACAUACAUAUAGACACAAAUACAUACUAUAUAUAUAUGUGUGUGUGUGUGUGUGUGUGUCAUCAGUGGAUCAUAUAUCCGAAAAAAAAGCACAGACGCAUAUACAUGCAUACACACAUAGACACUGAUAGAUACAUACAUACACUUACAUACACAUUGACGCGCGUAUAUAUAUAGACACACAAAUACAUUCGUAUGCAAUGACACACAGAUACAUACACACAUAUACUUACACACACACACACACACACACACACACACACACAUACACCAAUAUAUGCGCGGAACUUCGAUUUGAACAUGAAAGCUUUGUCCGGAGUUGAUAAAAUAAAGACCAAUAAUAUACUGAGGUUGAAAUAAUUAAAUAUACUCAUUCCACCUUACCCAUUUUAUUUGGAGAGAUUUAUUAAUUGGUACACCAGUGAAAGUCUUUUAUAACUGCCACAAGUAAAAGAAACAAAAUACAUCAAAGUAAAGAAAUAUUCAUCAGAGAAAAUAAUGGAUAUUUGUGUGAAAAACGUAUUUUCAGUCAAAACUAGAGACUACGAAAAAUGUUUCGAAUUGCAACCUUCACUGAAUUUUGACCAGAAUUUUCCACUGUUAGACAUGCCAGAUGAAUUACUUAACAAUGAGAAUAAAAACUCGUUAGAUGCUUUUGAAAACCCUGCUGUUGAGUAUUCAGGAAAUAAUUCUCAUAUUCCAUCCAAGAGAUCAUGUUCCUCCAAAGAAUUUGAUCUCAGUUUCCAAAGAUCUUUUGUGUCUGCUCGUCAGUUAAGCCAGUCAGUCAAUGAUUCCGUGAAAUCUGAAGUUGUACAGAGAGAAAAUAUAAGUGGGGAAGAUUUUGUUGUUCCAACUUGUAACCUAAAUGAAAAUCUGUAUGGAGAUCUAGAUGGUGAGUCAUUGAAAGAUAAUGACAGGUCCAGCAACCAGUCUUCAGUUGAGGCUGGAAAUCUUUCUGAGAGUAAUUACAAGUCUGUUGAAAAUAUUGAAAGUAAUAAAAAACACCAAAUAAAAUCAGAAAAGAUAAAACCAAUGUUUGGUAAUCAAACAAAAAAGAUUCUUAAGCUCAAAGAUAAUAAUAAAUCAUCCAAAAAUAGUGGCAAUAUUGAAGAAAUAAAUGGUAAACAAGUAGCAAAAACCAAUACUGCAAGUCCGCUUAGUAAUAAAUCUUCUCUAAAAGAGAACUCUGGAGACAAUCAGGAUAAACUUCACUGCAAAGCUAAAAGCCAUGUUAUUCAUAAAACAAGCUCUCUGCAGAUGCCAAGCAAGAAUAAAAACCAAAAUCCUUCUAAGAAAAGCAAAUCUUCUAAAUCUAAACAAGAAAACAAUGGAUCUUGUAAGAAUGUUUGUGAAGUUCCAAAUUUUGAACAGUCUAAUAAUAAUAAUAGUAAUAAUUUUGCAUCUGGCAAUUUGAAAGAAAAUGAAGAAAGUGAAAAUGACAGUGUUUCUAAUAAGGUAAAAGAAAAAAAUUCUAAAAAAGUUCCACCUCUUAAAAUCUCUGCUAUAAAUUCUGAGAUUCAUGGAAAUUUUCCAAAAUUUAAAUCUGAUUUAACAGAGAAAUAUGUGAAAGAAAAUAAGAAACAAAAAAGAAUGAAGUCUAAGAAUACAUCUUCAAACAGUUCUAAUGAUACACCAGCUUCUUCUGAUGUUAGAAAAACCUUUUCGAUGGUUGUCAGUGAGCAAAUUGCUGAGUCUAAUAGUAAUAUGAUUACAGAAAGGGAGACAGUUAUUAAAAAGCUUGAAAAUUAUAAGAUUCCAUUGAAGUCUAAAACAGCUGACAAGAAAAAAACUGAGAGAAAGGAUGAAAAAGAGAAUAAUGGAAAUAUAUCUAAUGAGAAAGGUCCGGCUAUUGUGUCACCUACAUUUGCUGACAUGAAUAGUAUGAAUAAGCCAAGCAAAGAUGACUCUGUUGACACAGAUGAUGAAGAUAGCAUUUCAGAUCUUUUCCAGAAAGAAAAUAUUUAUGAAACUUUGGAAAAUAUUAACAACUCAAAACAGAAUGAACAGAUAUCGAUUGCAAGAAAGAUUGGUCUUCCUACAAGUGAUUCUGAAAACAGUGUUGCUAUUGAAAAACCAGUCAAAAGUAAACCUAAACUGAAAUCUAAAUCUGACAAACACGAUAAAAAUAAAUCAAAGUCAAUAAAGCACAAGGAAAAAGAUUCAGCAUCUAAUAAAACACUUCAUCUUAAACAGAGUACUCAUCAGUCUCCAGACUCAUCAGCUAAAAAGAUAUCAUCAAAAAAAAUUAAACAUUCAUCUAAGGCAACUGAAGGCAUUUCUUGCAAAAAGUCCAAAGCUCCUGAUAUAUUUGAUAAAAAGCAGGUUAAAGACAGCACUUUGGCUGUUUCUAAAAAGAAAAGAACACAUAUUGACAAAAACACUGAAAACAUCAAGCUCAAAAAAGCAGAUUUUAAAACAAAGUCUUUUAAGAAAAAUAGAUCCAUUCCUCAUAAAUCUAAAGUACCUUGCAAGAAAAAGUGCAUGCAGGCAAGAAGUAUAUAUGAAUCUGAUACUACUCAAAAUGACUGUUCCAUACCAGAGAUAGACUAUUGUGAUGAAGAAUUUAUUUUUACCCGUUACACAGAAGGUUCACUUGUGUGGGCAAGAGUGGAAGGUUAUCCUUGGUGGCCCGCAAUGGUUGAAAUAGAUCCUGAUUACACAUCAUACUUUGAAUUUGAAGAAGAAGAUAGUAUGUAUCCUGCCUCUUAUCAUGUAGUGUUCUUUGGUAAAAAAGUUUCCCGAGCCUGGGUUCCCUUAGCCUGUAUAAAGCCCUUUGAGAAAGGUCACAGUCCUCCAGCAUCUUAUGAAAAUGUUAAAUACUCCCUGACUGAUCAGAGAACUGAAGCAAUAAAAUCAGCAAAUGAAGCUAAUGAGUUUGAUCUGAAAACAAGGCUGAACAUAUACAGCUUCAGUAAACGUUUUUCUGGUUCCUGGGGUAAUUGCGAUUGCGAAGAUUGUGAUAAAAAUGAAACAAUGGAUUUAUCAGACAGUUGCUGAAUUAGUAUUUUGUGUUUGUAUUUCUGUUUUUCAGUUAAAACCGUUUAUUUUUUUAAUGGACAUUUCUAUUUUCUUGUCUUUUUAUCACCUCCAUUUCACCAUUCCAUAUCUCAACACAGAAAUGAGUUUCUCAUAUUUCAUAAACUACGUUGCAUUUGUUUAUCUCUGUUUUUCUUUCAUUUCAUUUUUCUUAUCUUGUUUUUGUCUCCUCCUCUAUUUGAACAGACAAUAUUUCAUGUUAAUAUUUAUAUGAAUAUAUAUAUUUUUAGUAAAAAAUAAUAAACAAUAAACACUGGAA
Molecule: messenger RNA, 3359 nt
Organism: Octopus bimaculoides (California two-spot octopus)
Lineage: Eukaryota; Metazoa; Mollusca; Cephalopoda; Octopoda; Octopodidae
Cellular component (GO): nucleus
Molecular function (GO): zinc ion binding
Source: RefSeq, a predicted model, not a curated record